Rhagoletis pomonella (apple maggot) is the source of this 1409-nucleotide messenger RNA. RefSeq lists its product as uncharacterized. NCBI's taxonomy places the organism in Eukaryota, Metazoa, Arthropoda, Insecta, Diptera, Tephritidae. The transcript has 4 exons. Bases 67 to 1332 code for a protein of 421 amino acids. The record is from RefSeq and is a predicted model, not a curated record.
CAUAGUCGCGAGCUCUUUGAUUGAACACUAAAUUACGGCAAAUAUCACGCCAGCCGCUAAUCAAAAAUGCCCACAAACGAUGAAAGCGCACAUAAGUUCAAUGCCGACGAGCUACAAGCGCCGGAAUGGAUAAAUGAUGAUCUUUUUGCGAAAGUCUUGGCGAACUGCGAAAAGAAGGAUAGCCAAAUAAAAAUCAAAAGUACAAAAAUAUCUCCAGCCUCCAUGAAGGGCGACCACUAUGCGAGCGUGAUGUUUCGCGCACAGCUACAAUACCAGCUGGACGGCGUAGACAAGGCGAGAUCUGUGAUCUUGAAGACAAUGCCGGAAACGGAGGGCCACAAGAAAGAUAUGCUGGGCAAAACAGAUAUUUUUGAAAAGGAGAUUAUUAUGUAUACAGAAGUGAUACCGCGAUUCGAGAAGGUUUUGCGCGAUAUUGGCGAUAGUACUGUGCUCAAAGCAGCCUGUCUUUAUUACUCUUUGAGUCCGAGGAAGGUAAUUGUUUUCGAAGACCUUGUGCCCGUCGGUUAUGAGGUGGUGCGAGAUCGCCCACUAACAGAGGAAGAGGUGAAAGCAGCGUAUGACAAGUUGGCUAAAUGGCAUGCCAUAAGCCAUAAGAUAAAUUUGGAGGAUCCGCAUUAUUUCGAUAAGUUUUACCAAGGCGUAUUCAACAUGUCCGCCUUAGCGAAACAGGAUUUUGUGAUACGAGGAAUUACGACAUUCAUUGAAGUGCUAAGAGAAACACCCUCGUUGAGCAAAUAUGUGCCCUACUUUGCGGCCGUAGAAGCAACCACCUUCCAACAAUGUCGCGCCUCCUUUGAUGAGUAUCGGAAAUCGCCCAAGCCUGGCGCUUUCUAUGUGCUUUGUCACGGCGAUUUUCAUUGCAAGAAUAUGAUGUUCAAACAUAACAAAGAAACUGGCAAAUUCGAAGAUGUAAUGUUACUGGAUUAUCAAGUCGGAUAUGUCGGUCCCAUCGUGAUGGAUUUGAUAUAUUCAAAGUAUUUUAUUUUGGAUGAGCAUCUCCGUUUGGAGUUUCCAGCGCUUGUGUACCGCUAUUUUACUACUUUGACGGGCACUUUGAAGAAAAUAGGCUUCGAAGGUGAGCUGCCAAAACUCGCAGAGAUCCAUAAGCAGUUUAUGCGUCACAAGCACUUUGAGCUAUUUCUCUUAACCACUUUUUUGCCUAUGUGGAUGGCAAUGAAAGAUGAUAUCGAUAUGGAUUCGGUGAUGACAUCUGAAGAGUAUCGUCGCAAUUUAUGUAAAUCUGCAGAAUAUAUAAAGUAUUUGGAAAGUGCUUUGCCUCGUCUCUUGCAUCUGGGUUAUUUUGAAGAUUAAAGCUUUUUCAAUUAAAUUAAUAGGAAAAGUAAUAUGUACGUAUGUAUAUAUGUAUGUAUAUAUAGCACAUAUUUCGC